Molecule: messenger RNA, 1991 nt
Organism: Rhinichthys klamathensis goyatoka
Lineage: Eukaryota; Metazoa; Chordata; Actinopteri; Cypriniformes; Leuciscidae
Gene: sp9
Product: sp9 transcription factor
Exons: 2
Coding region: 120-1439 (439 amino acids)
Biological process (GO): regulation of transcription by RNA polymerase II
Molecular function (GO): RNA polymerase II cis-regulatory region sequence-specific DNA binding; DNA-binding transcription factor activity, RNA polymerase II-specific
Source: RefSeq, a predicted model, not a curated record
CACGCGCUCACUAUACAACUCGAGUAGAGAGAGUAAAGCUUCAGCGCGCUGUCCCUCAGUCACACUGGAACACUCACUCAUUGUUCUCUUCAACUAGCUGUCUAGGAAAGGCCCUGGAUAUGGCUACGUCUAUACUUGGGGAAGAGCCGAGGUUUGGAACUACCCCUUUAGCGAUGCUGGCUGCAACCUGCAACAAAAUUGGCAACACCAGUCCCCUCACGACUCUCCCCGACUCCAGCGCGUUUUCCAAAGGCGGAUUUCAUCCCUGGAAAAGAUCCUCGUCGAGCUGCAACUUGGGCUCCAGCCUGCCCGGAUUCACCGUCGCCACAAGCCGAAGCAGCUCCGGACUAACGAGCAGCACCGGCACGGGCAACAGCGCUUUCUGCCUGGCCUCGACCUCGCCAACCUCCUCCGCCUUCUCCGCAGAAUACAGCAGCUUGUUCUCCAACACGGCGAGCGUUUCCUCGCAGGACUCGGGACAGUCCGCCUUCAUUUCCAAAGUUCACUCCUCAGCAGAGACUCUUUAUCCGCGGGUCGGCAUGGCGCACCCUUAUGAAUCGUGGUACAAGUCCGGGUUUCACUCCACCAUCUCGGGCGAGGUGGCCAACGGCGCGUCCACGUGGUGGGACGUGCACACGAACCCGGGCUCGUGGCUCGAGGUUCAAAACCCGGCCGGCACUUUGCAAAGUUCGCUUCACUCCGGAACCCCACAAGCUAUCCACUCCCAACUAAGCGGCUACAAUCCGGACUUCUCGAGCCUCACGCACUCCGCGUUCAGCUCCACUGGCAUCAGCCCCACCGCGUCCCACCUCCUGUCGACCAGCCAACACCUGUUGACCCAGGAAGGGUUCAAAACUGUGAUACCCACUUACACGGACGCGUCGGCCACUAACGCUAUGAUAUCGGGCGCCAGCUCGGGGAUAGGGACCUCGUCCCGGUCCUCACGGAGAUACUCCGGACGGGCCACAUGCGACUGCCCGAACUGCCAGGAGGCGGAGCGGCUCGGGCCUGCGGGCGCCAGCCUACGGAGGAAAGGACUCCAUAGCUGUCACAUCCCGGGCUGCGGGAAAGUCUACGGGAAAACGUCUCACCUCAAAGCGCAUCUGAGGUGGCACACUGGCGAGAGGCCAUUUGUGUGCAACUGGCUCUUUUGUGGGAAACGGUUCACCAGGUCCGACGAGCUCCAGAGGCACCUGCGCACUCACACGGGGGAGAAGCGGUUUGCGUGCCCGGUGUGCAACAAGCGCUUCAUGAGGAGCGACCACUUGAGCAAACACAUCAAAACACACACCGCUGGAGGCGGAGGCAAAAAGGGCAGCGACAGCGACACCGACACCAGCAACCUGGAGACCCCCAGGUCUGAGUCUCCAGAACUGAUUUUAGACGGGGUAAACCCGCGGGUCACGGUCAAAGACCAGUCUCCGCACCACGAGUCCUGAGCGCGACUUACUAAACGCAUUUUCCUCGAGAAAAGGAAACGGGUCUGGACUGGAGUAUGCGACAAACUCUCCAUUUCUUAGAAAAACGAGCGAGACUUGCAUUGGAAAGAGCAAAUGAACACUGGCUGUUUCUGCUGCGCACAGACGAACGCUUCAGCUUUCAGGACGAUGAAGUCUUCAAGGCUCAGUGUUUUAACGGUGGACAUUUGUUGUGGAAUCAGUGUUGGGCAAAAAGAGGGAACUAAAUAACCACGGCUGCCGGUUGAGCUAAAUGUGUACAUAUAUCCACAAAAAAUAACAUGUUACUUUUUUUUUUCCUGUAAAUGUUAUGAUUGUUUUGUGGUGGAUCCUGAAAUUCAGGGAUUUUUUUCUUUCCUUUCGACGCACUUUGUGGAUGUCAAGUAUGUAUGUUACACAGCUAUUUAAAAUUCAUUUAACCUUUCCUUUACCUUGCUCAAAAUAUAUAAAUGUUUAAUUGUAUAAAGUCACGCUUAUAAGGCUUUCAUUUUGUAAUUAAAGGGAUUUAAAAUCUAAAGCUUGGGUUGUCUGAUG